CCCCCUUCUGACUGUACUACUACAUAAAGCAGUGCGUGAUGCGCUCGGCGGUGAGCAGCAUGAGUCUCCACGGGAAAGUCGCUCUGGUCACCGGCGGCGCGCAAGGCAUCGGAAGAGCCGUGGUGGAACAUCUCCUGGAGAAUGGGACGAAGGUUGCACUGGUAGACUUGAACCAGUCUGUUGGAGAGGAAUGUAAAAGUGAUCUAGAUGGCCAGUUUGGAGAGGAUAACUGUAUUUUUAUCCAGUGUGACGUGACUAACGCGGGGAAACUUAAAGAUGCCUUUCAAAACACGGUAAAGAAAUUUGGUCGGUUGGAUAUUGUCAUCAAUAAUGCUGGAAUCAACAAUGAGAAGAACUGGGAAAAGACCAUUGAAGUAAACUUGACAUCUGUCAUACAGGGGACAUAUUUAGCACUAGAACACAUGAGUAAAGAGUAUGGAAAAGAAGGAGGUGUUAUCAUCAACGUUUCUUCUAUGGCAGCAUUUCUCCAUUCUCCUCACCAGCCAGUUUACACAGCGACAAAGCAUGGGGUGAUUGGAUUUUCAAGAGCAAUUGCAGACGCAUCUGAACUGGGCAAUUAUGGAGUGAGGAUCAACACACUGUGCCCAGCCUUCGUGGACACCCAACUCCUUCGCACUGUGGAGCAUGAGGAAACAAUGGGCAAGUUUGUCAAGUACAAAGAUGAAUUCAAGCAAAGGAUGGACAAGUAUGGCAUUCUUAAACCAUCUCUGAUUGCAGAAGGAAUGCUGCGAAUCAUAACAGAUGAAAGCCUAAACGGAGCCGUGAUGAAGAUCACCUGUUCUAAAGGCAUUCACUUCCACACCUAUGAGCCUCUUUCAGCUUGAUAGUGGUGCUUUCAUUAAACAUGUUAGUCUUUUCUCUCUCCUCUCCAAUCAUCAACAAAAGAUUUAUUUGAUUGAAGUCCAGUGCAGACACAUAAAACAUUUAGUUAAAUGGCAAAACCUAUAGUGCAUUUAAGAAAUAAAUAGGGAUGAUAUAGAUUUUGUAAGUGUUUCCUGUUUAUUAUUUGAGUUUUGAAAAGCAAAAGGGACUGCAUACUGGUAUUCCAGCCUCUUUCUAAACUGGUUUUAUUUUUAAAAAUGUUUGUAAUGGCCUUGGACAUCAAUUUGUAUCGGACUGCUUUAACUGUGAGUAAUUGAAUUUCAAGAAAAAAUAUUGUACUUAUUAAUAAUUUAGUUACUGUUUUAUGUCUUAAAUUGAUCUUACCUCAAUAUUACAAACCAAUGAUUCGUACAAUUUUUGCAUACAUUUGUAUAAUAUUUUGGAUAUAAGGAUAUCUUUGUGACAAAGAGAGUAUCUUUUAUUAUUUAUGCCUAUGUAUAAAUCAAACAAUAAACUUCUGAAAAUA
Messenger RNA from Carassius carassius (crucian carp), 1369 nucleotides. RefSeq names its product 15-hydroxyprostaglandin dehydrogenase [NAD(+)]-like. Gene Ontology annotation, molecular function: oxidoreductase activity, acting on the CH-OH group of donors, NAD or NADP as acceptor. The record is from RefSeq and is a predicted model, not a curated record. Lineage: Eukaryota; Metazoa; Chordata; Actinopteri; Cypriniformes; Cyprinidae. The transcript has 7 exons. The coding region runs from base 39 to 845 and encodes 268 amino acids. Gene Ontology annotation, cellular component: cytoplasm.